This is a messenger RNA of Octopus bimaculoides (California two-spot octopus), 2077 nucleotides long. RefSeq lists its product as uncharacterized. NCBI's taxonomy places the organism in Eukaryota, Metazoa, Mollusca, Cephalopoda, Octopoda, Octopodidae. The record is from RefSeq and is a predicted model, not a curated record.
GGGGGAGAGAGGCAGAGAGAGUGAGAGGAAAACAGAGUUUGUUGUUCACUGAUCUUACGGAUAUUUGUAGAUUUUGAGUGUCGUCUGCAUUUAUACAUUUUUCUUUCACUAAUCCUGACUUCGACAACGAUAUCAUCUUAUUCUCUGGCUGACAAUCAUUACUUACGGAAGGGCCAAAAUGAGAUUCAACGCAUUGCUCGUAGCAUGCACUUAUUGCAGUUUAUUAAUAGCUGCCGCAGCUGCUGUCGACCGGAUUAUAUGUUCAACUUCCGCGCAAGCAGGCAAACCGCUUCCUACCUUACCAGUGGCAUAUUCAGUUCGUCUUGAAGUUAACGAAAUUACAAACAACAGGACAGUUGAAAUACACGCAUAUGUGGAUGAUCGCACAGAGAAAGUAGCUGUGAGAAUAACUUCCGAAAUAUCAUCGAGCUUCAGUAUUUUUAACUUCAAAACCAACCAACUCAUUAUUACACAAUCUGUGACGGAUGAUGACCUUUACAACUGUAAUGUUGAAAAGAUCGUUGGGGAUGAUGUGUUUGCAAUAUUUCGCCACCUCUUCGAGCUCAAUAAACUAGACCCAUCAAACUUACCUAAAAAUUUCCAGGAUAAUAUUAAGUACCUAGACUCUUCUGAGGUGCACGGUGAAAUAGUUGAGGGCUGGGAAAUAUGUGAUACCAUCAAUGCAGAAACCAACAAAAUAAGUUUAUAUUUCUCAGCUGAUGGCUGGAUUACAGCGUCAGGAGCGAAACAUGUUCCCGUCCGUUGCAACUUGAUCAGCCAAACAACUCAAAAUGGUAAAUUAAUCAAUAAUGAAUACUUGAUUGAAUUGUCUGAUUUUGAUCCUACACCCCCCGACUAUAAAAUCUUUGAGAUACCCAAGGAGACUUAUUGUAAGGGAUCUGCCUACAAAAAAGACUUGCCAAAAGUGAAGGAUGCUUUUUCAUGUGGAAUAGAGCGAAUCGAUCUGGGAGCAAAAUACCCAAUUAGAUUAAACCAAUACAUAUAUUAUGAUUUCAAGAAAAAGUUAUUUCGACUGGAUUAUUUUGAAAAUAUCAAGGGAAACCCCGGUUACCUUGAAGGUCAAUUAACACAGAUCCAUGAUUACAACACAGACACUGCCUACAUCAUCAGAAAAAAUGAUAUCAAAUGCGAAAUGAAAUCUAUUGAAGAAAUAUCUGAUUUGUAUAAACAGAUAGAUAUAACUAAAACCAGACUGAGGAACAACCAGGAAAUAUUACAGUUGGAUAAAUCCAAAUAUAUUUAUGAAGGACAAAGAACAGUACGUGGUAUCCUGUGUGACGUGUGGAUUGCACAUAGAGACGACUACCCUCUUCCAAAAUCAACUUUGUCCGUAUGGGAAUGGUAUUUCGCUUCGGAUGACGCCGUUUUAGAUAUUGGGGAGAGAGAAGAGACCAAUUUCCCUGUGAGAUUAGAGAUAAAACAUGAUGAGAGUAAAACGUAUGCUGUUCUAAACUUCUACAACUAUGAUGAAGACUUUCAACUGUACUCCACCUUUGAUAUCGACAAGUGUUUCGGAGUGGAAAACAGAUUAGAUUACAGCUUUGAAAUUAUCGGCUCUUUUGAUUCUAUUGUUAAUGAAGAUGAGGAAACAUUGAAAUACGAAAUUAGAUUCAGCUUGUCUGAAAUUGGUAAACUAUCACCCCUCAGACUUUCAAAUAUCCAGAUUGAUGAAGGUGAGAAUACAGUGGUUGUAUCGUUUUCUCUGCUUGAUGUGCCGCCAGGAAAUAAAGGAAAUGAAACCGAUUUGCAUACUGCUGCCAAGAAAUUAGUGGAUGAAAUCAGCAACAAUGAAUUAGUUAUUACAAGAAGCAAAGACAAGAUAUCUAUAUUAGAAAAACUGAGUUGUCAGAAAGUACUCCUCGGUGCCAUGGCUGGACUUGGUAUUGGUAUGUUGAUAGUUGGAGGUUUAAUUGGUUACGCGGUGGGCAAAUUUCUUGUGAAGAAGAAAAAAGAAUCAGCUUUUAAAGGAAUGAGGUUUGAAAAUUUGGAAAAAAAUCUUUCGUCACACAACUGUGUCCUCUUCAGCGACCACGAAAACGAAAAAAAGUGUUGCUGA